Pseudogymnoascus destructans is the source of this 4395-nucleotide messenger RNA. RefSeq lists its product as uncharacterized. Gene Ontology annotation, molecular function: ATP binding; DNA clamp loader activity; DNA binding. NCBI's taxonomy places the organism in Eukaryota, Fungi, Ascomycota, Leotiomycetes, Thelebolales, Thelebolaceae. The coding region runs from base 309 to 3449 and encodes 1046 amino acids. Gene Ontology annotation, biological process: DNA replication; DNA repair. The transcript is spliced from 3 exons. The record is from RefSeq and is a predicted model, not a curated record. Gene Ontology annotation, cellular component: DNA replication factor C complex; nucleus.
UGAGCCGCAGAAUAAUAAAGGUUCCAAAAGGAUAGCGCUAAAACGGAACUUACCCUCGCUCUUGGUACCCAUGGAGGAGGUGGUUGCCUUUGACGCGUCGGCACAUGACUUGAUACGUUCCACGCCUACCCUGACGCCUUCGUUAAUUAAAUCGCGACUCGAGUAUCUUCAUUGCCAAUUACUUAUAGGCAAAGUCAACAGUUACAAGACAGAGCUCCACGAGCAUGUGAGAUACAUAUAGCUUCAUUUGGCCGAAUUAAACAAUUGCAUCAGUCCGAAUUUGUUCUAGACGGUGCAGCAGCGCCAACAUGCCUGCAGAUAUACGGAACUUUUUUGGUGGUAAGGGAGCUGUCCCAGCGCCCAAGAAGGAGAAGGCUGAAGCUCCCAGUUCGCGACGGAAGCAAACCCGUAAAAUUAUAGACGAAAGCGAUGGGGACGAAAAUGAAGUAAAAAAGAUCGCCACUCCAAAGAAAGCUAUGUCAAAAAAGCUGUCGAAUAAGACCUCACCGAAAGGCGAAGAGACCACCACUAGUGAUUAUUUCGCAUCGAAAGGAUCGAAGAAGAUUGCAAAAAGCACACCAGAUCCAAUGAAGUUGACAGCACUGUCCCCACGCCCAAAGACAAAGUUAUCAACUACAAACCUCGUUGAGCAAAAACCGCUAAAGGCCAAGUCGCAAGGAAAGGUCUACAAGAACGCGGAGGACGACGACGAAGGGGCAUUCGUGGAUAACGACGACCUCGAUGCAGGCGAUGAUAUUUUUGCUGCAGCUGUGAAUACUGGUGGGAGGCGGAAAGAGGAAGAUGAUUACAUGGAGAUUGAUGGCGACUCCGACGAUGAUGUGGUUGUUACCAAGAUGUCCAAGAACGGCAAGCUUGCACCAAGAAGUAGGAAGCGGAAGUCAGCAUCGCUAGACCCGGAUGACUCUGGCGAGUUCGACGCACCCAAGAAAGGAUCCAAAGUGAAUGAUGAGAAGAAACCACCUGCAAAAAAACCUCGGGCUGCACCAAAGAAAGAAGCUAUUCCUGAGAGCGCAGAAAUGCAAGCAGUACUUGAUAGCAUUCCGACUGUGGAAGCUCCACCUCCCCCAUCGAAAAGUGCAGAUGGCAAGAAAUUUAAUUGGAGGAAGGCCGCUGCUGGCGGAGGUAAUUCGGGCCCACCUCCAGGAGCUGGCCCAAAGGAGUUGCCGGUGGGAGCGGAUAACUGUCUGGCUGGACUGACCUUUGUUUUCACUGGCCUUCUCGAGACAAUUUCUCGCGAAGAAGGACAGGAGCUUGUCAAAAAAUAUGGUGGAAAGGUAACUGGAGCACCCAGUGGAAAAACGAGCUAUGUUGUUCUUGGGUCGGAUGCCGGGCCAAGUAAACUGGAGAAGAUUGCGAGCCUUAAAAUAAAGACAAUCAAUGAACAUGGGCUCUUCGCUCUGGUUUGUGCCACCUCAGAGCACUUGACACAAACCGGAGGCACAACACGGGCAGCUGAGAAGGCACUCGAAAAACAGAAAGAAGCCGAAAAGAAGAUGAAAAUUGAAGCAGAAGAAGAGGAGAGGCAGGAACGUAUAAGAGCAGCUGAAUCUGAAAAUGCAGCACGCAAAGCUGCUGAAUCACGGGGACUUGCUCCACCUGCGAAUAAAAAUCUCGCAGGCUCUCAGUUAUGGACUGUUAAAUACGCGCCCUCGAAGAUGAAUCAAAUAUGCGGCAACAAAGGCCAGGUCGAUAAAAUCCAGACUUGGUUACAAGGCUGGCCUAAAGCGCACAAACUUGGUUUUCAAUUGCCUGGCAAAGAUGGUCUUGGUAUAUACAGGUCAAUUGUUAUCUACGGGCCCCCCGGAAUUGGCAAAACUACAGCCGCUCACCUUGCAUCCAAACUCGAGGGCUACGACGUUAUAGAGAGCAACGCCAGCGAUACAAGGAGCAAGAAGCUCGUAGAGUUCGGCUUCCAGGAUGUACUCAAUAACAACUCCUUGCUGGGCUUCUUUGCAGGACAUGACGAGCCGGUGGACUCUAAAAAGAAGAAAAUCGUGCUUAUCAUGGACGAAGUAGAUGGAAUGUCUGCCGGUGACCGUGGUGGAGUAGGUGCACUUGCUAAGAUAUGCAAGAAGACCGACAUUCCCAUCAUUCUCAUAUGCAAUGAGUUCAGAAUACCGAAGAUGAAUCCAUUCCGUCACGUAGUGGCCGAAGUCCCAUUCAGACGGCCUACGGUUGAUCAGGUCCGGUCUCGUGUCGCGACCAUCUGCCACAGAGAAGGGCUGAAACUGUCUAGGGAGGCUAUGGACGCACUGAUCGAGGGAAGUAACAAGGACAUAAGACAAGUUGUUAACAUGCUAUCCAGCGCCAAACUAGAUCAGGCCGCCAUGGAUUUCGAUCAAACCAAAUCUAUGUCGAAGCAAUGGGAGAAGCAUGUCGUUUUAAAACCCUGGGAUAUCUGCCACAAGUUACUAGGGAGUGGUAUGUUUGCACCUUCAAGCAAAUCUACCCUCAACGACAAAAUAGAACUCUACUUCAACGACCAUGAGUUUAGCUACUUGAUGAUUCAGGAAAACUAUCUGAGAACGAGGCCUCUAAUGCCCCCAAACCAAAACUUGUCGCCGAGGGAACAGCGAUUGAAAACUCUGGAACUAGCGGACAAGGCGGCUGAAAGUAUCAGUGAUGGCGACCUUGUUGAUCGAAUGAUCCACGGCUCUCAGCAACAGUGGAGCUUGAUGCCUGUACAUGCAGUAUUUAGUUCAGUUCGGCCUGCCAGCUUUAUGUCAGGCGCCGUAACCGGAGAAAUGCCGUUCACAACCUGGCUUGGGAACAAUAGCAAGCAUGGCAAACUCAGCCGUUUUGUGAAGGAAAUUCAGUCCCACAUGCGCCUUCGGACUUCAGGAGACAGGCAUGAGAUUCGGCAACAAUACCUGCCCACGCUCUGGACCCAGCUUAUCAAACGGCUAGAGAUAGAGGGCAAAGAUUCGGUUGACGACGUUAUCGAUUUGAUGGACAGCUAUUUCCUAACACGAGACGAUUUUGAUGCUAUUAUGGAACUCGGAGUUGGACCUCAACGACAGGAAUUGGUAACGUUGGAGACUCAGACAAAGUCAACGUUUACUAGGCUAUACAAUAGCCGCACCCACCCAAUGCCUUUCAUGAAAGCUAGUAAUGUGGUUGCUCCUGCUAAGGCCACCAAGGAGAUGCCGGACCUAGAAGAGGCCAUCGAAGAAAGCGAUAGUGGCGAAGUUCUAGUUGAGACACCAGACGACAACGAAGAUGAGGACAUGGAUAUUUCGAAAGAUAAAUAUAUCAAGAAACCAAAAGCCAAGAAGGCAGCGGCGAAGAAACCAGCAGGGAAGAAAUCUAAGAAAAAUGAUGGUGCUGCUGACGGUAAUGAAGGCGACUCCCAAGAUGAAGUCAUGCCCAAAAAGCCCCGAGCCAGCAAGCCCAAGGCCACUGGUGCUAAAACAAAGGCGAAAAAGUAGAAAAGAGGCUGUUAUUUUCGCAUCACUUCUGCGGCCGUGAUGAGCCUGGUGGACUAGUAACUUCUUAUACAGCCCGCGAUAAUACCUCUUUAGGAAUGGAAGUGCCAUUCCCAAAUUCUUUACCGCUAUAUAGCACAGCGAUGUACCUGUGUUUGUUCUCUAUGACAUGAAUUGCGAAUUAAUGUGCAUCAACCGUUGAUAUUGUUGUUUUUUGUUGUAUGCUUUCGUACUCGAACUUGAUUCAUGGAGGGUAGUUCCACUGGAUCGCCUGAGAAAGUGCCUUUCAACUGUUGCCCUUUAUUCUACAGUUCGCCUCCAUUUCUAGCGGGCCAACCAACCCCUUUGUUAUCUACUCUCAAGAAUAUCGUUUGAUCCUUCAGCUCACAUAUUGCUUUCAAUUACAGCUCACUACCAUAUUGCCUUCGUCCAAAGCUCACGUCCACUUCGCCUUCAACCAGAGCUCACUUCCAUGUGGAUAUCGCCUUCACCUACAGUUAACGUCCACAUCGCCUUUGGCCACCGUUCGCAUUCAUAUUGCCUUCACCCAAAGAGCAGUGAUCAUGGCGUUAAUAACUCGGAGAAAACCAAGCGACUGUAUGUAUAGAGAAUAUAUUGGCUCUGAAGGUUCUACCCCACGUGGGCUCGGGUUUAUCGUACCAGAAGAAGAAACACUACUGGAGGGUGGCUCACGACUCGAAACACCCCCUUCUAGACAGUAUGAUAGCCCGCAAGUUGAGUCCGCCAGUCAGGAACAAAACUCGCCAGAAUCGGGACCGCAGCAAACUCUGACAAAGACAAUGCUGGAUACAUACGCACUCAUGCGAGGACGCCUGGGACGAGGAGAACGGGGACCGCUUUAUCAAGAAGGGUUUACCUACAGAACGUGGGAACCAAGGCCAGAAGACGAUGACCCAAAACUUAGCCCGACAAUCCCUUGGGAAACUUA